Molecule: messenger RNA, 1146 nt
Organism: Ziziphus jujuba (common jujube)
Lineage: Eukaryota; Viridiplantae; Streptophyta; Magnoliopsida; Rosales; Rhamnaceae
Exons: 5
Coding region: 58-810 (250 amino acids)
Source: RefSeq, a predicted model, not a curated record
AUAAAAGAGGGAAUAUUAUUCUGCAAAAUUCACCAAAGGCAGUGCCGCAGUAGCCGCAUGAACAAAAAUGUGGAAGAGAAGGUAACAACAAAACAAAGAAAUCAAAAGGGCUGCUUUAACCAGAAAAUCGAAUUUGAUAGCGGAAGUAAAACCAUGGAAACAGGCAAAGAAAACGCAGACGGUGAAACCCAAAAUCAGAACCCUCUUCCUAAUCCUAAUAUUCCUAAUCCUCCUACAACUAAUCCUAAUCGGAGCAGUAACAGAGGAGGAGGAUCCAUGGGAAAGUCCUGCAAGGGUUGCCUCUAUUACUCCUCUAUUCAGAAAUCCAAGUCCAAGAACCCCACCUGCGUUGGCUUCUCUAGAACCCUCCAACAAGGUGCAUUACCAGUUCCCAGCUACAUUGUGGGGGAAACUGAACUGGAAGCUUCUAAAGAGGGCCGCAGUCUUACAGAUUUCAAGUAUGCUUGCAUAGGAUACUCGGUAUUCUUGAAUAAGAAAGAUUCUUCAAAUGAUCCACAGAAUAAACAAGCGGAGUUGCCAUUUUGUGUUGGUCUUGAGGUAUUGCUGGAUAAAAGGCCUGUAAACCAUGAUGCUGCCCAUGCUAAUAAAAGUGAAGAAAAAGUCCGAACAUUUCCUCAACCUCGAACCUAUAAACCUCCUCAUCCAACAGGAGAUGAGUACCUAAACAGGUUUAAGAGGAAUGCAGGCCUAGUAGCUUCAGGUGUGGCUAGGAAUGUGAACAGAGUGUGCAACUAUGUGAAAGAGAGUUUGGAUGACAUUCUAUACCCAUACAGGAGGCGGCCGAAGUGAACAGUGUUGUUAGCAGCUUCAGUGUAUACUUGAGAGAGAAAGAAAAUGCGCCAGUGCCAGGGGUUGGCAUUUUGCAGUAGGUUCGUGAAUUCUAACCAAGCUGUUUUCUAUGGCUCUCUCUUCUUGUAUCAGGUAAUAAAAGCUACUGAUGGGUAGAGGGAGGGUAUCUUUCACUGAUUUUUGUAGCAAAAUGCACUUGUUAUGUUUCCAUUAUGUAAUGGUUUUAUUUGUUUUGUAGCGAAAUCAAAUGGGAUGCUUGAUGUUUAAUAGGGAAUUAUUGAGUUGAUAAAUUUUCAAUCAAUGACAUGAGAUGUUAUUCUCAAUUUCAAAAAGAAA